UAACGCAAUUACCUGGCAACCUGAGGAAACAGCCACGCAAACCAUGCAAUUUAAACGUGACUUUUGGAGGUGUAUUUGAGAUGGCAUUCGUCUGAAUAUUUUGGGGUGUGACGCUCCCACUAGAAGAGCACGGAUCAGAGGAUCAGCGGCCGAGGCGGGGACACGCAGCUGAGCCAGAGGAUCGUGUUGUUGCCAUCGACCCUCAGUUGAUGUAGAUCAGGCUGAGCAGGGUGGUCCUGCUCCUUCUCCUCAGUCUUCCUCCUCCUCUCGUGAAGCUCCAGCCCGCAACGCACGUCUCUGCCAUUGGACUAAAUGUGGAUAAAAACCCAGUGACUCGUCCAUGGGAAUACUUUAGUGAGCCUCCGAGCAUCUAUGAGAACAGGAGAGUGCUGAAGGACCUCGGAGAGCCAGAGACCGAGUGCUGGUCUUCCUCUGACUGCCUGACCAGCGAUCGAGCCUUGUUCAUGCGUCUCCCUGAGUGCCACUCCCAAAAAAACAUGAACUGUGAGCAGGAUUUUGGAGAUGGGGGCUUGGGAGUGACCCUCACAUUACGACUGCUCAUGCACGGAAAGGAGGUUGGCAGCAUCAUAGGGAAGAAAGGGGAGACUGUGAAGCGAAUACGAGAGGAGAGCAGUGCUCGGGUCAACAUCUCAGAGGGAUCUUGUCCUGAGAGGAUUAUCACCAUCACCGGCUCCACAGACAGCGUCUUCAGAGCCUUUACCAUGAUCACAUACAAACUGGAAGAGGACCUGGCGGCGCUGGUGGCAAACGGAACCAUCAGCUCCAAGCCGCCAGUCACGCUGCGGCUGGUGAUACCGGCGAGCCAGUGCGGAUCACUCAUCGGGAAAGGCGGAGCCAAGAUAAAGGAGAUCAGAGAGAGCACCGGAGCUCAGAUACAGGUGGCAGGGGAUUUGCUGCCCAACUCCACUGAGCGAGGGGUGACGAUAUCUGGGAAUCAGGACUCCGUAAUCCAGUGUGUCAAGCUCAUCUGUACGGUAAUCCUGGAGUCUCCUCCAAAGGGUGCCACCAUCCCAUAUCGACCAAGUCCCUCACCAGCCUCCCUCGUCAUCGCAGGGAAUCAGGUGUUUGAGACGUCAGAGUUUGCCCCUCACCCUCUCUACUCCAUCACCCAGGGGGGCCUUGACCUCCAGCAGGCCUACACUUUGCAAAACCAAUACGGCAUUCCACACUCAGAGCUGGCCAAGCUACACCAGCUGUCCAUGCAGCAAGGCCUGAGUCCCAUCACUCAACCGGCUUCCACUAUUCUACCUGGGAUGGACUCAAACUCUCAGACAUCUCAGGAGCUUCUUAUCCCCAAUGAUCUGAUCGGCUCGAUCAUCGGCCGCCAGGGCACCAAGAUCAACGAGAUCCGGCAGGUUUCGGGGGCCCAGAUUAAGAUCGGCAGCCAGCUGGACGGGGCCAGUGACCGCCAUGUCACCAUCACAGGGACACCAGUCAGCAUCAACCUGGCCCAGUACCUCAUUACCUCCUGUUUAGAAACAGCCAAAUCCACAGCCCAGGCAGCAACCAUGGCAACUCCUGUUGACCUCAACAUGGCCUUCACCCAGCCCGCCUCCCCGGCCGCCUCCUCCACGCCCGCCCUGGCCACCGUGGGCUCCCUGACCCAAGCCCAUAUGCUGGGCGCCCCGUACGGCGCCGUCCCUCUCUCCAGCCUGCUGGGGAUGAAGUCGAUCCCCUUUCUGACUCUGUCCAGUCCCGCCCCGGCUGUGGCGGUCAGCGCCGCCCCCUCCCACACUUCCCUGGCUGCUUACACCGCCAAAAUCUCCUCCGCCAACUGCAUCAAAAAGCCAGAGAGACAAAAGUUUGCUCCCUACUGAUGACACCUCACUGUCAGUCCACCGAAGGACACCUGUUCUUCCACCAAGCCUGAUGUAGCCAUAUGCACUGGCAGCGAUGCUCCUGACUUUAUCCUUUCACGCACCAACAGAGAAGAGACCAAUGUGGAUGAAGAUAGUAAAAUUAUUGACAGACAAAUAGAUCAUUUCUGAGUUGGGACUGCUUUCCUCGUCACCCUGUCACCGUUAUUGACCCAUUAAAAAAAGGGCUGUAAUCUCCGCUGAGCAACACACGUUAAGCUCCUGACGUGUGUCGCUCAAGCUGGACUUCAGCCAAACAUAUUUAUCCUUCAAUAAUUUGUAAGUUAUACUCAGAUGAAAAAUGCUCUACUGUAUGAUGCUUUUAUACAAUGUCUAUGUUUGCCUCUUGAGGUUUUUAAGAAACUUUGUAAUUGUCUUGGGGGGAUUUAUUUUUCUUCUUUUUUUAAACAAUAUAAUGUGCUAUGGAACUGUUCAGUGUUACGUUGGAUUUCAUUUUGACUGUGCACUUGUUAACCUUUAUUUAUUUGUAUUGUUUCAAUUAUUAAAAGUCUUCGUUUCCUGAU
Synchiropus splendidus (mandarinfish) is the source of this 2401-nucleotide messenger RNA. Its product is annotated as poly(rC)-binding protein 4-like. Gene Ontology annotation, cellular component: cytoplasm; nucleus. The record is from RefSeq and is a predicted model, not a curated record. Gene Ontology annotation, molecular function: mRNA binding. The coding region runs from base 465 to 1838 and encodes 457 amino acids. The transcript is spliced from 15 exons. Lineage: Eukaryota; Metazoa; Chordata; Actinopteri; Syngnathiformes; Callionymidae. Gene Ontology annotation, biological process: negative regulation of mRNA splicing, via spliceosome.